AUGGCUUCUCCUGGAUCCUCUUCUCCCACCUCCCCACCCAUUCCAGCCAACUCCGGUGUCACUGUGCCGCCAGCUAUUCUGGCUAGCUCCGGUGUCACCUUGCCAUCAGCUCCCACCCAACCCUACACUAUUCAGAUGAUGAACAUUAAGUCCCAUGUUCCUGCCACUCUUGAUCUCACCAAGUCAAAUUACAUGCAAUGGUGUAUGUUCUUUGACUAUGUCUUUGACAAGUUUUCCAUCGGUGCCCACGUCAACACCCCGCCGACGCAAACACAUGUUGAUCCUGAUUGGCUGAUGAUCGACUCUGCCAUCGUAAAUUGGAUGUACACCACUAUCUCUAAUGAGGUGUUGGAUCUUGUGAUGUGCCCUUACAACACUGCCUAUGAUGUUUGGGUCGCCAUCAAGGAUCUCUUCCAUGACAUUCGUCUCACUUGUGUUGUCUACCUUGAAGCCAAAUUCUGCAGUGUCUUUCAAGGUGACAUGUCCACUCUUCAAUACUGCUCUAAUUUUAAGACUCUUGUUGACACCCUCCGUGACGUCGGCCAGCCGGUGCACGAGGAGAACCAAGUACUCAACCUAUUGUGGGGUAUGAACACCAAAUUCAGGCAUGCCAUCCCUAUCAUCACCUCCAAGGACCCCUUGCCAUCCUUGCUCUUUGUUCGAUCAUCACUGCUUCUUGAAGAGCUCCAACUUUCUCAGUCCGAGAAGAAUGUCACCACUCAAGCAUUGUUUACCCAACACGCUUCCGAGGAAGAAGUUAGCGAGCCCGAGGUAUUUGAGGACCCAUGGGCUUGGUAUGAUGUUGCCCAAACUGCUGUCAGUGCCAGACCAUCUUCCACUGCUCAUAUGGGAAGUGCUAAGCAAAGCUCCAACGGCGACAACGACGAUGAUAAUGGAGAUGGAGAUGGAGAUGAUGACUACAAGGAGGACAACGACUGA
Molecule: messenger RNA, 939 nt
Organism: Phragmites australis (common reed)
Lineage: Eukaryota; Viridiplantae; Streptophyta; Magnoliopsida; Poales; Poaceae
Exons: 2
Coding region: 1-939 (312 amino acids)
Source: RefSeq, a predicted model, not a curated record